Molecule: messenger RNA, 2165 nt
Organism: Colletotrichum scovillei
Lineage: Eukaryota; Fungi; Ascomycota; Sordariomycetes; Glomerellales; Glomerellaceae
Exons: 1
Coding region: 444-1574 (376 amino acids)
Source: RefSeq, a predicted model, not a curated record
CUUUGCUCUUUCCCCGAUUCUUGCCAUCGUCACCUUACUCGACUCUUCAGCCCGUCACUCAUUUGUACGGCAACAUGAGCAGAGAAUAUACACGCGCUUUUCCUGCAUCAGACACUGGCUUCUACUUUUCGCUUUUACUUUCUCCCAAUCCGCUUCCUCAAACAGAUCAUCCUCCUGGCGCUUGAACGUAGCACAAAACAGUACCAUCGGAAGAAGGAAAACCCAGCAUAUCUAAUCUUGCUACAGCCAGCGUAUCCAAGCUUCGCGACCGACAGAUACCUGCCUUUCGCCACCAUCAUAUCCCUACCUUCUCAAUCAAGGCAUUCUUUACCUUCCAGCGACCAUUGUCUAGGACUUCUCCCCCUUUGUCGACCCUGACUGCCGCCGGUUUCUAUCCUACGGUCGCUACGACACAACUUACUAUCCCACUCCUACGACCCAGGAUGCAAGAAACAACAAACCAAGCAAAGCCAACGCCCACUCGUCGCCGACAGAAUCGUGGCGGUGGCGGCAAGGCUGCUGGACAGAAGAUGUACGCAUCAGAGACCGACGUCGCCAAUGUCUCAACCUUGGCCUUCGAUCAAGCCGGUCAUCCUCAUACCCCUCAGAAGUCAUAUUCUGGCUCGCCUGAGCCGCAGUCCGGCAACGGCAACCAGCCUGGCUCCAAACAGCGCUCGCGAAACAAACCUCGGGCUAGGAACCCCAAUACCGUAGCUUCGCCUGACGUAACCCGCCAAAACCGCCGCUCGACCCCUCAGAGCAUCCCGGUAAACAAGUCGGCAGCAGCCGCUUUCGCUGGCGCAACUUUCCAUGCUUCGCCUGCUCCAUCAGCCUUACCUAUGCCCAGCUUCUACUCAAAGUCCAUUCCCGAAUCUCCAGGACCCAGGCCGGAAGCUCAACAGCAGCCGUCCCCACCGGCAACCGAACGACAACGCCCGACACCUCAGCAUCCUGCGACCGCACCUAGGGCUCGCGAGUCGCCUCUCGACGCCAUUUUCAGAGCCGAUAGAGCUGAAAAGGAACAGGCACGGCGAUCGAGCUCGUUGAACUCGUCCGUUCAAACAGACGGUUCUGAGUCGACCGCUGCCCCUUCGCCCAGGGAGGCCAACCAUGGCCCAUUCGUUGCGAAACCUUACAACACCCACCCUGGGCACCGCAUGCCUCUCCAGAGAUCAUCUAGUGGAAUCUCGACCCAGGAGCUUGACGGCUUUUCGGGAAAGCCCCUUGGCCCUGCAUUCUCCACCCCGUACCAAGAGCGCAUCCGCGCUGCCCGUGCCGCUCCCAACCAGUCUCCGAAUGGCACGAGAGCUACGCAGGUCUCGUCUGCCGAGGAUCGCUCUGAAGCUCUAAAGAAGUAUCUCUUUGGAGGCAAAGGUCUGGCUUCGGCUGCCCAGCCACCAGUCUCGGCUCCACCAGCUCAGUACGUCCAUAACGGCUUCAUGGGAAAUAACCCGGCCCCUCAGGGCGACCAAUCUGCCGAUCUCCGCGCCAUGGAGGACAACCUGCGCCGCAUUCUGAAACUCGAGUCGCCCAUGUCAUCUACACAAUCUGGGGAACGUCCUCUGUACUCUUAGGCGGCCAUUGGUUGUCGGUUGCAAACAACAAGAAGGUUCAUUACACUUUGUACUUGGGCCGUCACUUGGCUGGUUGGCUUUGUGCCGCUGUUCCUCUUUGGAAGACGCAGGUGUACUGGAACUCAUCUGGCAUGGAAACGGGAGUCUGCGCUGCUUCUAUUUGAUAUGAUUUGUUACUUUGUCUUGCUGGGUGUCUUGGGGUUGCGGGAAAGCGGGAAAGCGGCAGGGGCUCGCAGUUGCUUUACGUGCCUACCUGAGAUUCUACUUGAUACCCGAAAGCGAUGUUGAUGUUUUCUUUUCAGCUAGGACCAAUUCAUAUUACGUUUCCAUCUUUCAUGUCCGAUUAUGUUUUCAUCCAUUUGAAUUGGAGGACUAGUUAGAUAUAUGCUUGUCGGCGUUGUUGGUCCAGCUCUGAUCUGAUCCUUUUCACCCUUGGCAUACUUGGACGGUCGAUCAAACAGGACAGCAUCAAAAUGGUUGGAGGGGGAACUCUCUGUAGACAAUGUACUGGCAAUGUUUCUGUCCUUGGUGAAGUGCCGUGGCUAUACUACUUGAGCAGACUACCAUGCAGCCCUUGAACAUCUCCCUAUC